Molecule: messenger RNA, 2693 nt
Organism: Carassius gibelio (silver crucian carp)
Lineage: Eukaryota; Metazoa; Chordata; Actinopteri; Cypriniformes; Cyprinidae
Product: GA-binding protein subunit beta-1
Exons: 8
Coding region: 175-1398 (407 amino acids)
Biological process (GO): positive regulation of transcription by RNA polymerase II
Cellular component (GO): nucleus
Molecular function (GO): transcription cis-regulatory region binding; protein binding
Source: RefSeq, a predicted model, not a curated record
CACUGGGUCUGAACGGCUCGCUUUUAUUUCCGGGGUUAAAGCAGCCGCCAUAUCUGAAUGCGCUUUAAACGCACAGACAUGUUUAUGUUGUUCAGCCAGUUUAGAAAUACAGCGGAGAGAACUAUAUAGUGCUUUAAUAUCACCCAAUAUACGUCCAACAGACAGGGUAUAAAGAUGUCGUUGGUGGAUUUGGGAAAGCGUCUUCUAGAAGCAGCUCGGAACGGUCAUGAUGAUGAGGUCAGGACGCUGAUGGCCAACGGAGCUCCGUUCACUACAGACUGGCUUGGAACAUCUCCAUUACAUUUAGCAGCCCAGCAUGGUCAUUACUCUACUGCGGAAGUGCUCCUGAGGGCGGGUGUCAGCAGAGAUGCCCGAACCAAAGUAGACAGGACCCCUCUGCACAUGGCAGCCACAGAGGGCCAUGAGGUCAUUGUGGAUUUAUUAAUCAGGAGUGGUGCCGAUAUCAAUGCCAAAGACAUGUUGAAGAUGACGGCUCUUCACUGGGCAGCCCAGCACGGCCAUCACAACGUCGCAGAGCUGUUGGUCAAACAUGGCGCUGACGUACAUGCCCUCAGCAAGUUUGACAAAUCAGCUUUUGAUAUCGCUGUCGACAUACAGCACGCUGAACUUGUGCAACUGCUACAGGAGGGAAUGCAGAAUCAGGUGAACAGGAAUGCCGAAGCGUCAAUCAUGAACGGCAGCUCCACCCCACAGUUCAUCAUUCAGGGCGUCCCAAACAUCCAAGGGGGAGUCGUCAACCUCAGUGACUUGAUCAAAACCAACUCGGGUGACACAGAGGAGGCCAUUGCUGUCAGUGCGUUGGACUCGAGUAUCCAGCAAGUGGUGAAUGAAUCAGGUCAGAGGGUCAUAACCAUAUUAACAGACCAACAUGGAAAUCUGCAGACAAAUGGACUCGGCCAGCCAUUCUUUGUCACAAUGCAGGAUGGACGACAAGUAUUGGCAGUUCCAGCCAAUCAAAUCACAGAGGAAGUGGUAGAUGACUCUGAACCUCCGGCCCGUAAAAGGAAAAUCGAAGUUUCAUCCAAUAAUGCAGAGACCAGUGAAACAGAGCAUCUCCAGUGGCAGUUACAGGAAGCCAACAGAAAAGCGCAGUCCUAUCGUCAGCAGUUGCUCUGCAAAGAGCAGGAAGCAGAGGGGUACCGCAUGAAACUGGAAGCCAUGGAAAACGGACAGACCAACGGCACCACAGCCCUGGACCAGGAGCAAGUCGUGUUUGUGCAGGAAGAGGUUAGUUUUGAAGAAACAACGGAGGCAGAAGAGGAAGUAGUCAUGUUUUCAGAUGGUGGCGUAGUCAUCAAAACAGAAGAGAUCGACUCUGCGGAUGAGCAGAUCACUUUAGUGGAAGCCACGGCAGGUCACACGGAGGUCAUUUCAUAAAAGAGCGUGGACUCAGUGCUCAAGCAACCAAAGAGUGCAUCAGCACGGUUUUGCUUUGGUUCGUUUAGAUUUUUUUUGCAGUUAAGUCCUUUUUGUAAUUUAUUUCCUUGUUCGGUUCAGGUUAAUGUUUCUUGCUUCAAAUGAAAGUUCACAAAGAAACAACCACAAUGUGCAUCAUAUGCACACACUCACACACACGCGCGCAUGACCAGGGAAAAUAAUUGUUUCUGGGAGUCUGUAUCUGUAGUGUCCUUAAAAGUGGUCACCCCUGAUUUGUCCUAGAUGGGGUUCUUCAAAACAGUAUCACUCAGGAUGAAACUUUGCAAACUGUAUGUUUUUUGAGAUCCCCUAGAAAUGUAGCUGCCUUAUUCAGACUAUUAGUUUCAUUGCUUCUGAAAUUAAACCAUGAAACUUCAUCUCAGAAUGCAGCAGUGUCGUGUUCUAUGCAUUGGAUGUAAAAAAAUUGCACCAAUUUCAUGAAUUUGUAGUCAAUUAUUUAAUUUUUUUUCCCUGUAGGGUGAUUUAAAAGGUAUAUAGGUUAAUUAAAAGUGCCUUUGGACAUGUUUAGUUUCACUCAUUAACGAUUCUACAUUAAUUAUUGCAUAUAUGGUAUUUGUUUCAGUGGGUAUAAAGCAUAAUUCCCAUUCAUUUAACAAUUAACUCACAUUCCUUGUGUAUCAUAUUUUCUUUUCGUUUUUUCUCUAUCUCUGCCUGUGUAUGUUUAAUUACUUUGAAUUUUAAAUUGAGAGCCCUUGUGCAAAGUGACAGAGAAAAAAUCUUUCACAAAUGUAAAAAGUUAAAUUCAGUGUCAGGGUUUCGUAUGUUAAAAUGCAUAAUUGUGCCCUCCCUGAGUUAUGAAAAACUGAGUGGUUUCUGAGGUGCAUGAGUAUCUGACCUACUGAUAUCUUCAAUAGAUGGCAAGAUCCGAAGUGAUUUAAAUGUAAUCCAAUGUUGUCUAUAAAACAGAAUAUAGUGGUAGUAAGUGAUGUUUGUCAAGGAUGUAAAUGUAGUAACCUCAGCAGAAAUGGUCAGUUUUAAGCAGCUGAGAUGCAUAAACUUCUCGCAAAGGAAUUAUGUAAUUAUUUGCCCUUUUUAACCAUUCAUAAAAUGAUGAAUGUUUCUCUUUUUAGACAAAACCAUCCUCACACAGUAAUAUACUGGCACUACAGUUUAUGGAGCUACAGUGGUGUAAAUGCAAAAUCUUGAGCUUAGUGUUUCCCCCCACUUGUGUUAUGUGCUUAAGUGAUGUAUAAAGCUUUUGACUUAUUUUUGAUUAAAAAUAUUAUAAUGAUCAA